CUUUUUUAAUUUCUUGAUUCUCUGUUUUGUGUGAAGGGGAUAAAGGAAUUUUGUGAGUGACGUAUUUUGAUGUUUUAGUGAAGCGAGCAGCUGAUAAUCUUGUUGCCCUUGUUCAAUGUGAAAAAUAGAAAAUUUGGAAUAUUGUGUAUAUAUUUUUAAUUUGAUGAGUUUUUUAUGUAAUUUCUGAUUUCAAGAUGAUACUUUCUUAUCUUGAUAUUGGAAAUGUAGUAAACAAUUGCAAUGCUGUCAAAUUUUGGGGAAUUAGUAUAAAUAAUGAUAGGUUUAAAAUUUCUUUGAUCAUUUGUAAUUGAAUAUGUUUUGUGAGUGGUUGUUGGAGGCUGAGUUACUCUUACGUUUGCUGUUGUUUUAGUCUAAUGAGAUGUUUAGUGUUGCACGUUUUUGGAAAAGUGAUGGUAUAACUGCCGAAGAGUUUCAUAGAUGUUCGUAUUGUGUGCAUUAUUAUCGUUGAAAUCUUUUGAUAUCUUCGUGGAUGAUGUUUUCAUGUGACAAUGUUAGAGCUACUGUAAAGCAGGCACGAAGUAGACUGAAUUGAAUAUACUGAGGCAGAUGACAGAUGUUUUACUUUUUGUACUUGAUGCAUUGUUUAAGGGAACUUAAUUUUUCAGUCUCCGGAACUCAUGGUGGAAGAGAGUUCAAAGCAGGAUACACUUAUGCUGGAGGAGAUUCAGUUGCAUACCAACUGGGACGAUGUCAUGUGUCCCAUAUGCUUGGACUUUCCUCACAAUGCUGUUCUUCUCCAAUGUGCAUCAUAUGAAAAAGGGUGCCGUUCCUUUGUGUGCGACACGGAUCAUUUGCAUUCCAAUUGUCUGCAACGCUUCAAACAAGCAAAUGGAAUGUCACCAGAAGGCAAAUCUCCAAGCACUGCUGAAAAUAUACAGUGUGUGUGUACAGAAUCCGAGAGCAAACCAGCCUGCCCCCUGUGCAGAGGAGAAGUCACUGGAUGGGUAGUGGUCAAUAAGGCUCGUAAUUGUCUGGAUGAGAAGAAACGUUGCUGUGAAGAGGAAAACUGUCAAUUUGCAGGUACUUAUUCUGAGCUCCGAAAGCAUGCCCAGGUGGAACAUCCUCAUGCUUGCCCUUCAAAAAUAGAUCCUGCACGCCAGCUUGAUUGGGACAAUUUCCAGCAGUCCGCUGAGAUCAUAGAUGUAUUAAGUACUAUUCAUUCAGAAGUUCCACGUGGAGUGGUUUUGGGUGAUUAUGUUAUCGAGUAUGGAGAUGAUCACUCUGGAGAUGAUUAUGAUGACUUCCCUGGGGAUGAGGGAAACUGGUGGACAUCCUGUAUUCUCUAUCAAGUUUUUGAUAACUUUAGGGCAUCUAGAAACCGAAGAAGAUCAAGAGUCAGUGAUUCAAGAAGAGGAAACCACCGUUUGAGUUUUGAUACUUCAAACUCUGAUGAGGGUUCUGUGUCGUCUGCGGAAUAUGCAGAUUACAGAGCUGAUGAGACUGAUGAUGAAUAUAUGAGUGCAAGGGCAUUAUCCAGACGAAGAGUUGCAGAACAUAGCUCUCGAAGGCGUCGCUCCCGCUUCUUUGACAACUAGGUAAUUAUGCAACAGAAUAGAUUCAUCAUAGGUGUGGAAUGGAAAAAUCGAAAAGUUCACAGAUCUCUGUCGGGCUGUUGACAAACAGUGGAUGAUGCCAAAACCAUAUUGGCAGUGAUGUUCCUCUUAGGUCACUUGUUUCUCAUACUUGGAUUGCAGGAGUGUCUGGUUUUAGAAAUUUAACGCGCUCCGCUUUCUUAUUAUUGUUUAAUUAUACCCCCUUAGCUUCUUAGAUGACUGUAUGUCUGAAUUCAGCUACUGCUGGAAUUUGUAUGUCAAUGGAAACAAUGUUCAUAAAUGUAUCAUUUCAUUUUAUUUCA
Salvia hispanica is the source of this 1876-nucleotide messenger RNA. RefSeq lists its product as uncharacterized. The record is from RefSeq and is a predicted model, not a curated record. NCBI's taxonomy places the organism in Eukaryota, Viridiplantae, Streptophyta, Magnoliopsida, Lamiales, Lamiaceae.